Oncorhynchus kisutch (coho salmon) is the source of this 3956-nucleotide messenger RNA. Its product is annotated as metabotropic glutamate receptor 8. Gene Ontology annotation, molecular function: G protein-coupled receptor activity. Gene Ontology annotation, biological process: G protein-coupled receptor signaling pathway. The coding region runs from base 673 to 3426 and encodes 917 amino acids. The transcript is spliced from 11 exons. Lineage: Eukaryota; Metazoa; Chordata; Actinopteri; Salmoniformes; Salmonidae. The record is from RefSeq and is a predicted model, not a curated record. Gene Ontology annotation, cellular component: membrane.
AUGCACUUUUGGACUAGGCAAACACUCUGAGCAUGAAUUAUAUGAAUUCGUCCUAAAUAGUCCCUGCACACGUUUUCAUGUGUGGUCAUGGGUUAUGGUGAUUUGAAACAGUCAAUUGAAAUAAACUGCUCAGUAUGUACAGCAACAACUAACAACCAUCAGAGAAGCAUUAGGUAGCAGAGAGUUGAAAAACCAUUCACCGUCGUGUGGGAGUACUGGGUGAUUCCACGAGACAAGAAACGCGCUCGGGCUUCCUGUGGUGUUUUUUCAGCACUAUGAGCAAAAGCUUGCGCCGCAUUGGUGUGGCAGUGUGAGCGCGAAGGACCUGAUCUCAGUAACCCUCAGGGUCUUUUGAGCAUGUGAUGCCAAGGAUUGCAGAGAGAGAUCACCACUGUCCAGCCAGUGUGAGAAACUCAGCCUCUCUUCUCUCCAGCUCCCUUAUAUCACUCAAACUGCACCUCCUUCCCAGUGAUGCCAGGAACAUGCAUCAGCAGCUCUUUGAAACCAAGAGGUAAUCAUCCCUAACCCUCCCCUGAUUUAGAGAGGGGCACCCAUGGUACGCCCCACCCUGUGCACCCACCACCACCCACCAGCUGCCUGCUGCUCCGAUCGUCCAGUGCUACACCAUCCCUCCCCUGACCCACUAUCCCACUCACCUGCACUGCUACCACCAUGGCCAGGGAGUCCAAACACCCCUCCCUCUCCCAUUAUUGCUUCCUCUUCCUACUGACUACCAAAUGCUACUGGCUGUUGGUCUCUGCCACUCAGAAGGUCUCGGACCCGCAGCUGCCUCUGCAGGAGUACGCCCAUUCUAUCCGACUGGACGGUGACAUCAUGCUGGGUGGCCUGUUCCCUGUGCACUCCCGUGGCGAGAGAGGAGUGCCCUGCGGGGAGCUGAAGAAAGAGAAGGGCAUUCAUAGGCUGGAGGCCAUGCUGUUUGCCAUUGACCUGAUCAACAAGGACCCAGAGCUGCUACCGAACGUGACCCUGGGGGCGCGCAUCCUGGACACGUGUUCCAGAGACACCUAUGCCCUGGAGCAGUCACUGACCUUCGUUCAGGCACUCAUCGAGAGGGAUGGCUCAGACGUGCGCUGCGCCAACGGGGACGCACCCAUCUUUGCCAAGCCGGAUAAGGUGGUGGGGGUCAUAGGGGCAGCGGCUAGCUCGGUGUCCAUCAUGGUGGCCAACAUCCUGCGGCUCUUCAAGAUCCCUCAGAUCAGCUAUGCAUCCACAGCGCCCGAGCUGAGUGACAACACACGCUACGACUUCUUCUCCCGUGUGGUGCCACCGGACUCCUACCAAGCUCAGGCCAUGCUGGACAUCGUAACGGCGAUGGGCUGGAACUAUGUGUCGACCCUGGCCUCGGAGGGGAAUUACGGUGAAAGUGGCGUGGAGGCUUUCGUCCAGAUCUCCAGAGAGUCUGGUGGUGUGUGCAUUGCCCAGUCUCUGAAGAUCCCCAGGGAGCCCAAGCCGGGGGAGUUUGACAAGCUUAUUCUGCGAUUGCUUGAGACCUCCAACGCCCGAGCCGUCAUCAUGUUUGCCAAUGAGGACGACAUUAGGCGUAUCCUGGACGCUGCCAAACGCAACAACGAGACUGGUCACUUCCUUUGGGUUGGCUCGGACAGCUGGGGGUCCAAGAUCUCCCCUGUGGUCCAGCAGGAGAGAGUGGCAGAGGGGGCCAUCACCAUCCUCCCCAAGAGAGCCUCCGUGGACGCCUUCGACCGUUACUUCCGGAGUCGCUCCCUCUCCAACAACAGAAGGAACGUGUGGUUCGCGGAAUUUUGGGAAGAAAACUUUGCGUGCAAGUUAGGGAUGCAUGGCAAGCGACCUGGGAGCCCCAAGAAAUGCACAGGACUGGAGAAGGUGGGUCGUGACUCAACCUAUGAACAGGAGGGGAAGGUACAGUUUGUGAUGGACGCGGUUUAUGCCAUGGCCCACGCCCUACACCGGAUGCACCGCGAGCUCUGCUCAGGGAACAUAGGCCUGUGCCCACGCAUGCACAACAUUGACGGCAAGGAACUACUGACCUUCAUCCGGGCAGUAAACUUCAAUGGAAGUGCUGGGACUCCUGUCACAUUUAAUGAGAAUGGCGAUGCUCCAGGACGCUACGAUAUCUUUCAGUACCAGAUCAACAACAGGUCAACAGCAGAGUACAAGGUCAUCGGCCACUGGACUAACCAGCUACACCUAAAUAUGGAUGCCAUGCAGUGGACCAGUGGAGACCCCUCUGUGCCCGCCUCUGUGUGCAGCCUGCCCUGCAAGAUGGGUGAGAGAAAGAAGGUGGUGAAGGGAGUACCAUGUUGCUGGCACUGCGAGCGCUGUGAGGGCUACCACUUCCAGGCCAGUGAGUUCAUUUGCGAGCUGUGCCCAUAUGAGCAACGACCCGACCAGAACCACACUGGGUGCCAACCUAUCCCCAUCAUCAAGCUGGAGUGGCACUCACCCUGGGCAGUGGUGCCAGUCUUCAUCUCUGUCCUGGGCAUUCUGGUUACCACCUUCGUCAUUGUCACCUUUGUGCGCUACCACGACACGCCCAUUGUCCGAGCCUCGGGCCGGGAGAUGAGCUAUGUUUUGCUUACGGGUAUCUUUCUGUGCUAUGCUAUCACCUUCCCCAUGAUCGCAGCCCCUGACGUUGCCGUUUGCUCCAUCAGGCGCAUCUUCCUGGGCCUGGGUAUGUGCUUCAGCUACGCAGCUUUGCUUACCAAAACAAACCGCAUCCACCGCAUCUUCGAGCAGGGCAAGAAGGCUGUUACUGCACCGCGGUUCAUCUCCCCGGCCUCCCAGCUGGUCAUUACCUUCAGCCUGAUCUCAGUUCAGUUACUGGGUGUUUUUGUGUGGUUUGCCACUGACCCGCCACACAUGGUGGUGGACUAUGGCGAGCAGCGCACGCAGGACCCUGAGAACGCCCGUGGGGUGCUCAAGUGUGACAUCUCGGACCUCUCACUCAUCUGCUCGCUUGGAUACAGUAUUCUCUUGAUGGUCACAUGCACUGUUUACGCCAUCAAGACCAGGGGAGUGCCAGAGACCUUCAACGAGGCAAAGCCUAUUGGAUUUACUAUGUAUACUACCUGUAUAAUUUGGUUAGCUUUUAUACCUAUCUUCUUUGGGACGGCACAGUCAGCAGAAAGGAUGUACAUCCAGACAGCCACGCUGACCAUCUCCCUCAGCCUGAGCGCCUCCGUCUCUCUGGGGAUGCUCUACAUGCCCAAGGUCUACAUCAUCAUCUUCCACCCGGAGCAGAAUGUUCCCAAGCGCAAGCGCACCUUCAAGGCCAUCGUCACCGUCGCCACCAUGACCAGCAAGCUGUCCCAGCUGGCCUCCGAGCGACCCAAUGGAGAGGUGAAGACAGAAAUCUGCGAGGGCAUGGAUGCCAAUAUGCCAUCAACCAAAACAAAGUAUGUCAGCUACACCAAUCAUGCCAUCUGAAGAGAGAAGCACUGAAUAGAGAAUUACUGAGGAAUUCCACAUGCAGACUUGGAUGUGUCAGAUUCACCCAUGACAGGGCAUUACAACAAGCAUGAGACAUUGAUAUUGCUCAGAGUCCAAAUAACGACUGAGAGCAUGGCAGUCAACAUAAAUAUGUCUGCUCUUUCAUGUUCACAGACAGAGCUAAUGGGCCUUCUGGAAGCAGACAAAACACUAAACAAACAAUUCAAGAGACUCGACAAAAUGAGGGUGGGGAACAGAAGAGGAAAACAAAAGAGAAUUUAAAUAGAAAUUGUUGCGAUCAACCAUGUUAGUUAGUUUGUUAUUCUAAUUUUAUGUAUUUUGUGGUUGUGAAGAUUUCUCAUUCGUGUCUUACGUCGUCUGAACUACAUUGCGAGAUGAGUUUGUCUCUGUAUCAGCUAACUGAAUUGUAGCCUUGAGUUGUGAAAUCUGUAAAUGCAAUGGUUUAAGCAUGCACAUUUUUAUACAAAUAUACUUUAUUUAUAAUAAAGGAAUGUUUUGGAAAUGUU